Molecule: messenger RNA, 333 nt
Organism: Prunus armeniaca (apricot)
Lineage: Eukaryota; Viridiplantae; Streptophyta; Magnoliopsida; Rosales; Rosaceae
Source: the annotation of a GenBank genome assembly
AUGCCAAAAUUAUCUCAGCCCAGCCCGUUAGCUGCAGGAAGAAAAAGUCCCCUACAUAAAUUGGCGACUCUGCUGGGGAUUAAGCCAUUACCUUCAUCAAUGCCUCCAAGAAAGAAGACCAGAAGCAACAACAUAACUUCCCAGGAUGGGCCAAGCCAUGCUGACUCAGAGUCAAGGCAACAUGCCUCUUCUAGAGAAGAAGAACGUGCAAGUGAGGGAACUUUUACCCUCACAGAUCUUGUUGCAGCCAUUCGUGCUAUGGGUGACACCCAGAGGGAGAUGGCAGAGAUGAUAAAAGAACUCAAAAUUCGGCUCCAAAGCCAAGUGAAGUGA